This is a messenger RNA of Nasonia vitripennis (jewel wasp), 1467 nucleotides long. It is a transcript of the gene l(2)efl, whose product is annotated as protein lethal(2)essential for life. Gene Ontology annotation, biological process: response to heat; protein refolding. The transcript has 2 exons. The record is from RefSeq and is a predicted model, not a curated record. Gene Ontology annotation, molecular function: protein folding chaperone. NCBI's taxonomy places the organism in Eukaryota, Metazoa, Arthropoda, Insecta, Hymenoptera, Pteromalidae. Bases 435 to 944 code for a protein of 169 amino acids.
GCGCGUACAGCUGGUCCGAUCGCAACUAACUUGUACUCUUGUUGCUGGGCUACUCGCGCGGCGUCUAGUAAAUUCGCGAAAGCUCCCUUUGCUGUUAAUGCACCAGGAGAAAUGAAGAAAUAAAGGAGAGGGAGCGGCCGAGUUUGCACGCGGAGAAGAGCCGAGAUAAUUCGGGAGGGACUGGUCAACUUAUAGUGGUAGUCGAAAAACGCGCUGCGCCCCGCUGGCCGCUACACAGACGGUGCGUAUAACGCGCGCGAAUCGCGAGAGACAAGCGCAGAAACAUCUCGAAGGAGUAGGGGCUGCAGCCAGCGGCGCUCGUAUAAAGCCGGCUGGCGCGCAGCGCCGACAGUCAGUACUCAGUUUGAAAUCGAACGUCGAUACGAUAACACGAGAAGCAGCUUACUCAGCGCGUAAGAAUAUAAGCCCCAAAAAUGGCUUUGAUUCCAACGAUGUUCCGUGACUGGUGGGACGACUUGGACCGUCCGAGCCGGCUGAUGGACCAGCACUUCGGCAUGGGCCUGACCCGGGACGAGCUGCUGCACACGCUGUCGGUGCCUUCGUUCCGGGGCUACUUCCGCCCGUGGCGCAACCUCCUCGAGCAGACCGGCGGCGUCUCCAGGGUCCAGAGCGACAAGGACAAGUUCCAGGUGAUCAUCGACGUGCAGCAGUUCGGCCCGCAGGAGAUCAGCGUGAAGACCGUCGACAACUGCAUCAUCGUCGAGGCCAAGCACGAGGAGAAGAAGGACGAGCACGGCUUCAUCUCCCGGCAGUUCCAGCGCCGCUACGUCCUCCCGGAGGGCCACGACAUCGGCAACGUCCAGUCCAGCCUCUCCUCUGACGGUGUGCUCACCAUCACCGCGCCGACUCUCGCGCUGCCGGCCCCGGGCGAGAAGAUCAUUCCCAUCCAGCACACCGCAGCGCCCGCCGUCAAGAACGUCUAAGGGCGUCCGGAUUUUUUCAAAAUACUCCCUACUCUGCAACGUUUUGUACAACACUCGUAUGCGACUGACUGCGUUGUUGUUGUAUUCGACGAGGCACGCGUUUGGCCUCGUUACUUUUCAUAUCUCUUGUGUAGCGGUACACAGCCUCGCUGUCGGCUGUAUAGCUAUGGUAUGGAGAACAAGGGCCAACCAGAGUUUUUCUACUCGGUUUUCCACGAAUCUCUACUCUUCUGCGCAUUUGUGAUAUGCACCCAUCGCGUCGUACCAUACUGUUGAACCCAUGCCGUACUAACGAAUGCUUUAUAAUGUAUCGUACCAAAUCUGCGUGUGUAAAUCUGCCGUACUCGUAUGCGUACUAUAUCGCCUGGAUGCCGAACAAUUUUUAUUAAUUUUUAGCCGUACUCUACUCGCACCGUUAAUGUAUAUCUCAAAAUUGUCACAGCAUUUUCUCGAUGAAACAAAUUUUAUAUAAUUUUCAUCUUUUUCAUCUGUACGAAUAAACGUCUCAAGUUCAGUCUGAAAA